Molecule: messenger RNA, 1042 nt
Organism: Galeopterus variegatus (Sunda flying lemur)
Lineage: Eukaryota; Metazoa; Chordata; Mammalia; Dermoptera; Cynocephalidae
Product: BTB/POZ domain-containing protein 16-like
Exons: 10
Source: RefSeq, a predicted model, not a curated record
AUGGUCAGGGACGAGCAAAGGCACAAGAUUUUCUUUCUUUCUUUGAUUACCAAGCAGCACAAAGCUCGGCUGGAGCGCCGGAUAGUUGGCUCAACCAACCGGUGGCGUUUUCCCAAAGAGCCUUUCUCUGGGGACCUGCUGGCACUUUCCCAGAUGUGCAAAGCUCUGAGCAUAGACUUCGACAAAGCUCUGGAGAACCCAGACAGGUUAUGCAUUCCACAACUUCAGAAAUUUUUCUCUGAGAAUUUGAAGAAUGGGGCCAUCCAAAGUGGGGAGGCAGAUGUGAUUCUCGAAUGCCUGGGCCACAGGUGGGAACUCCAUCAGCCCCAGCUUUUUCAGUCCAAGACCUUGACCAAGCUGUACUUGGCGGCCCUGACACGGGGUACCACAAGCCCCCCGAGGGAACUGGAGAAGCCUCUGCGAGCUCAGUUGCCAGAGAAGAUCAAAGAAAGGUCCCCUGUGAAGAAGAUGAUCAUUUCCUUGAAGAUCAAUGACCCGGUGGUCACUAAAGUUGCCUUUGCCACGGCCCUGAAGAGCCUCUACAUAAGCGAGGCGGAGGUGAACAUGGACGACGUGCUGGGGGUGCUGGCCUCCGCCUACGUUCUCCAGUUCAGCAGCCUGUUCCAAAGGUGUGUGGCCAUGAUGAUAAAUGGACUCACGCCCAGCACCAUCGAGAACUUCUACCUGGCUGGCUGCAAGUACAAGGAAGAGCAGCUCACCACGGCCUGUGUGAAGUGGUUGGAAAUGAACUUGGUCCCUCUGGUGGGGACGCAGAUCCACCUUCGGAAAAUCCCUCAGGAGCUCCUCCACAAAGUGCUGAUGUCCCCCAGGUUGUUUACCUUUAGUGAAUUUCAUCUUCUGAAGACAAUAAUUUUGUGGGUCUACUUGCAAUUAAACCACAGCAUUCAGGCAAUUCCGAUCCAUGAAACCGUGCUGGCAUUUUUUAACAGAGUUCCCAAGAAGUGCUGCUUUCUGGACCGGGACAUAGGACACAGCUUGAUGCCCCUGUUCCUCUGCUUGCGUCUGCACGGCAUCACCAGGG